Messenger RNA from Quercus lobata, 378 nucleotides. RefSeq lists its product as uncharacterized. The transcript has a single exon. NCBI's taxonomy places the organism in Eukaryota, Viridiplantae, Streptophyta, Magnoliopsida, Fagales, Fagaceae. The coding region runs from base 1 to 378 and encodes 125 amino acids. The record is from RefSeq and is a predicted model, not a curated record.
AUGGGCAUCAAAAUUCAGCAAGAUCCAAUACCAAUAUGUGCCAAGGAUGUAAAUCAGAUUGCUGAUGCUUUAGCAACCAUUACAUCCAUGAUGGAUGGGCUAAAAGAAGAUGAAGCUAGACCGAUAAUGUUGGAACAAAAAGAAGAACCAACCUACUACAUGACAAUAGAAGAGGAUGAGGAGAAGAAUGGGGAAGGUGAGUGGUAUUUAGACAUACUGCAAUACCUCAAGGAUGGGACAUACCCAAAGCCUGUAGACAAGAAUGACCAAUUGACCAUCCGAAGGUUGUCUACUAAUUACAUUAUUUGUGGACAAAGGUUUUACAAAAGAUCAUAUGAUAGAAUUCAUCUUCUUUGUGUAACUGCCAAGGAAGCAUAG